This is a messenger RNA of Anopheles coustani, 1225 nucleotides long. It is a transcript of the gene Pex19, whose product is annotated as peroxisomal biogenesis factor 19. The coding region runs from base 33 to 941 and encodes 302 amino acids. The transcript is spliced from 3 exons. Gene Ontology annotation, cellular component: peroxisomal membrane; peroxisome. The record is from RefSeq and is a predicted model, not a curated record. Gene Ontology annotation, biological process: protein import into peroxisome membrane. NCBI's taxonomy places the organism in Eukaryota, Metazoa, Arthropoda, Insecta, Diptera, Culicidae.
AUCACCCUUCAUUCCACGCGACAGUGCGGAAAAUGUCAGAAGCAAAGAAAAACGAUUCGGCGGACGGAGCUACACGGGACCAGGAGUUGGACGAUUUGCUCGACAGUGCAUUGGAAGAUUUCAACAAACCUAAAGAUGACUCAAAGAAACAGACAAACAAAUCUGACGGUGCGGGUUCGUCGGGCGAGAAAGGCGAACAGCACGAUGAUCCGCCUACGGAACAGCUGUGGAAUGAGGAGUUUUUAGACGUACAAGCGAAAAUGUUUGAACAACACAUGGCCGCCCUGUUCGGUGGCGGCGAGAAGGUGGAUAGCGAGCAGAUUGCGCUCGGAUUUCAGCGUAUUGCCGAAGCCGCAGGAAUGGCCAUACGCUCGGAUGGUGCCGCAGCCGAAGAGACUACGCCCGCCAGUACGCUCGAUCCGUCGAUCAGCCAAAGCAUCAGCGAUGCGCUGAAGGCUAUGAGCGAAGGACGCGAGAACCUACAGACGCCGUUCAGUCCGGAGGACGUAGCGAACAUGUUCGGAAACAUUGACCUGAACGCGGCAGGCGAAAACAAUGCCUUCCUUCCGUUCAUGCAAAGCAUGAUGCAGAGUCUGCUGUCAGCGGAUGUGCUGCUACCCAGUUUGCGCGAUCUGGUCGAAAAGUACCCAAAAUGGCUGGAAGAGAAGGGUAGCACCGUGCCCAAGGAAGAGCGGGAGCGUUACGAAAAGCAGCUGGAGAUGAUGAAGGAGGUGUGUACCGAGCUGGAGAAGGAGAAACCGGACGAUAGUGCCGAAGUGAAGCGGGAUCGAUUUCAGGUUGUGCUGGAGAAAAUGCAGAGCAUGCAGGACCUUGGGCAACCUCCGGCCGAUUUGGUCGGUGAGCUUGGCGCGGGAAAUCUCAAUCUGCCAACGCUAGAUCCGUCCUCGUUUAGUGAACAAAAUCCUUGCCCUAUUAGUUAGUUAACUCUUAUCGGACGUGGCAUUUGGGUGACCGACGUGGCCUGUGCUGUUAAGGAAGUUACAUUUAAGCCGUAGGGCUGAAGAUAAGGGUGUGGGUUUGAAUGUAGUUUGCAAUAGUCGUUUUGUACUACCUCGAAGGUAGUGGGGUUUGGUUGGAGGUGAGGUGUGUUUUAGCUGGGAAAUUCUUCAACAUCGAUAUGAGCUAAUCGAUGACUUAGUUCUGUUUAUGCUACGAACAAUAAAAGUGCAAGAAGCGGAUCAUACAGCGUGUUCGCUUACGUCAA